Molecule: messenger RNA, 3745 nt
Organism: Pungitius pungitius (ninespine stickleback)
Lineage: Eukaryota; Metazoa; Chordata; Actinopteri; Perciformes; Gasterosteidae
Gene: themis2
Product: thymocyte selection associated family member 2
Exons: 6
Coding region: 856-3015 (719 amino acids)
Biological process (GO): T cell receptor signaling pathway
Cellular component (GO): nucleus; cytoplasm
Source: RefSeq, a predicted model, not a curated record
ACUGCGGACACGUCCGCGCUGUUAAGACUGAAAUUGGUUAAACUCGUCGCCGCUCUGACGUCACGUGAGGUUAAAUCCAACAAGAACAGCCCUGGAAUUUCCCCCAAACACCACCAGAGGUUCUCAGAGGCCUGACUUCUGUCUCGAAACAGCUCCACGGCCUUCAAACGUCUAACCGAACUGCGGUUGGGGAGAAGUUCUGGUUUUGGGGGGUGAGGGGCUCAUAGUCAUGUCACGUAAGUGGGCGGAUGCUUAGUUUCUUCCACAGGAAGCGAGCGCGUUGUUUUGUGGCAUAAAGCAGUUUGAAAAGGUUGGUCCCCUUCUUUCACACUUUGAAGGAAACUGGAGGUUCUGUUUGGAAAGAGUUUGCUGGUGCAGUUCCCUAAAAGCUCAGGAAACCCCUUUCUGUGGCAGAAAUGACUGUCCGUCAUUCACAGCAUUAACUGGGAUCAAAUAUCUUGUGUUUUUCAUUGAGCGCUGUGUAACAGAACUUGUGUUUGGCCAAGUUCUCUUUCUUAACAUUUACAAAACUAUUCGAUUUUUGCAAUGUUUUUUUACAACAUCUUCAUUGAUAAAAAUACAUUUUUUACAUUGCAAAUCUUUGCAUUUAUCAGACACACACAUACAUGAGCACAAACAUGACACAUGUCCUUAUGAAGGUGUAGGCCUUAGAGUGUCUUAUCAAUAAUAAGCAAUAAGAGGCUUUAUGGUGAAAUCAAAUGAACACGUAAUAAUGACUCUGGUGACUUGACGAGAUGUCGUCCGCCUGAGAAUGCGAGCAUCGUGCAAACCGCUCCUCUUUAACUUCCUCAUUCUCACUUGUGGUUUUCGACUGAGAAAAAGCAGCCUCCUUUAAUGCUUCAUUUGACAUUUUCUAACUUCACUUCUCGCGGCGGCGCAGCGAGGCGACUGAUGGCAGGCAUGGCUGCUCUGCCACUGCAACAACUCAUAGCUUCUUUUGACAAAUCCACUCUGCCAAAAAUUCUACAAGUUUGCUCUGGAGUUUAUUUCCAAGGGUCUGUUUAUGAAAUCUCUGGCAGUGAAGUGAGCUUUUCCACCGGGGAUCUGAUCAAGGUCAUCAACAUUGAACUGCUGUCGGUUUCCUGCAAGGACGUCGGCAACAACGAUGUGUUUGAACUGCCCAUCAACCACACAGGUCUGUUCAAGGUGGUCCCGGAGGAGAUGCCCUACAGCACGCUGGAGGAGAUGCUGAGCCUGAGGCCCGUGGGCCUGGACUCCUGUCUUCCCUUCACCUUCUCCAUCCGCUCCAAGAUCAGCGUGGGCGGCUUCACGCUGGGGGCCGGCUCGGUUCUGACGGUGCUGUCGGUGGAGCGGCAGCCGGGCGAGGAGGACGGCGUGCGGUGCCACGUUCGAGGGCAGCAGGACGUCUCCGCCGAAGUGUGUCUCCCGAUUUCCUCCCACGGGGAGUUCAGAGAGUGUGAGAGCGAGGAAUGCUUCACGGUGCGGGACAUCAUGUCCUCGCCCUGCCUGUGCAGUCGAAGGUUCCGCUUCGUCAGCACCACCAAGAGCCAGCGGGCCCUCGUCCUCAGCCCCAUAUACCAGGUCCACGCCGUCAUGAACCUGAGGAAAAACAUCUUUAAGUUCCCCUCCAGCCUGGAGGUGGACGUGGUGGACGUCACGGAGGCGUGCGGCGAUGUGGAAUUCGUGACCCCGCUCAGUCUGCCGGAGGUCCUUUCCCAGCCGGAGGAGUGCUUCCCGGCGGUCAUCGAGAUCCUGGAGGCCCCGGACACCCAUUCCAUGCUCAGGUGCAGCUGGCUGCCAGAACUCAGCAAAGACUCCCACGUGAUCUUCCACAAGAUCGGAACCUCUGCCAUGGUCCUAUUGUCCAGCUCCAAGGGCAGAAAGACCCAGCAGUACUUCCUGGUCUCUCAGCAGUACGCCGGCCGCUUCCGCCGGAGGCCGAGAGAGUUCGAUUCGGCGUACGAGCUGUACGUCGCCUCGAUGCAGUCGCCGGGCCUGAAGGUGUCGGUGACGCGGAGCUGUGAGGAGGACGAGGAGGAAGGCCUGCCUGGCCUCAGUGUGGGCGACCUGCUGGAGGUCGUUCGCUGCGACGCGGUGCAGCUGGCGCGCGGCGGCCGGGGACAGAACCAGGCCGUGGAGGCUCUUUUGUGUCGGCGUCUCCAGGAGCCGGACGAUGACGAUGAGGACGAAGAGGACGAAGAGGACGAGCAGCAGCAGGACGGGAUGGAGGAGAUCCUCCUGCCUCUGUUCAUGCGGGGCCACUUUGUGGAGGUGAUAGCUGACAACAAGAAGUACAAACUCAAAGACCUGUGCAAGCAGUUCAGUUUGCCGCUGGACGUGAAGGUCGUGAGCCGGGACGCCCAGCUGGAGGCCGACCCCCUGGUGGGGUUCGCGUCUCUCAGGAUAGAGGGCGCCAUGUCGGAGCCCACCAUCCAGGCGAGCUUCCCCAACAGGCCGGACCGCUGUUUCGAGAUGCCGACCCAGUGGCUCUCCAUGUCCGUCUCCUUCACGAGGCUCGCCCUGCCGUGGGCCGGCGGCCACACCCCCGAGUGCCGCGUGGAGCGCGUCAUCGAGGUGACGGACACGUUCCUUUACGAGUUUCGCAAACAGGGCGGCGAGGACGCGCCUCCGCCGCCGCGCCCGCCCAAACGGAAUCUGUCAACGUCGGCGUCAUCUUCUUCCAAGAAAUCCUCAAAGAAGACCUCCGAGGAAGGAAAGUCCCGCAGGCCGGACAAAGGCGCCCCGACCGAGGAGAUGGCGUCCCUGACGGUGAACAGGAGGCGGCCCGCCCCGCUGGCUCCGGGUAUCUUAGACGAUCAGCCUCCGCCUGUUGGGCCCCGAAAGCCCCCCGCGGCCAAAGUGACCUCAGCAAAGGCUCGGCCCAACACUUACGUGAAAAUGGACCAGUCCAAGAAAAAAGAAGAGGUGGCUCAAAUCACAGCAGAUGAGGACAGCGACCACGACUACGAAACCUUGGAUGAGUCCUUUGCUACGGUGGUGAAGAAAGCAAAUGAGAAUGUUUGUUUUUACUAAACACAUAUUAACUGAGGAGAAAGUCUGUCAUUUUUAAGUUCCUUUGUCUUGAAUUAAUCUAUUUUAUUGUACCAUUGUGGCAUAGACACCAAGCACUGUGUACAUCCUAAAUAUUGUUAAACUCAACUUAUUUUAUUCUGAAAAUGAUCGGUUUAUAAUAAGGUAUUUCAGUUAAAUAUACAAGAAUUUGGUUUUAAUCUCCUAACAGUAUCUAUAAGGAUCAUUUACACCUGCAGAGCUUUUGGUGACUAUUAGCACUGAGCACAGAUGUGUUAUAUGUUACAUGUGUUAAAUACCAUAGAGGGGAUUUAUUUUUGUAUUUGCUGAAAUGUAAAAAGAAAUGUAAAUCAGUUUCUUGAAUAAUGACGUUUAGUCAUUAACGGCAAUGCAUAUUUAUAAGCUUCAUAGAGGCAUUUGACGGAUGUGUGGAUUUACACCUACAGUAUCAACAUAUGUACAUAGAGACUCUAGAAAGAGAAGAGGCUUAACCCGGUCUGCGUGGCACGAAUAAAUAAAGGUUUUGUUCCUCAUGAAAUGAACGAUAGCAGAAGCUCAAAUUCAGAGCGAACUAAAGACACGAGAGGACAAAAAGGUUCCCUACACGGUAUCAAAUCCGGUUUUUAACUUCUCUUUUGAAAUGAUAGUUUACUCACGGCCAAAGAAAUAUAAAAUAAAUGAAGUUUUUGUUUAGUAUUUAAGACAUUUGUCAUCACAAAUAAAUCUGCUUCAG